Sugiyamaella lignohabitans is the source of this 1065-nucleotide messenger RNA. It is a transcript of the gene TNA1, whose product is annotated as Tna1p. NCBI's taxonomy places the organism in Eukaryota, Fungi, Ascomycota, Dipodascomycetes, Dipodascales, Trichomonascaceae. The record is from RefSeq and is a predicted model, not a curated record. Gene Ontology annotation, molecular function: transmembrane transporter activity. Bases 1 to 1065 code for a protein of 354 amino acids. Gene Ontology annotation, cellular component: membrane. The transcript has a single exon. Gene Ontology annotation, biological process: transmembrane transport.
AUGAUGGCAUUUCGAUUUUUGAUGGGAGUGUUUGAAACCGGAUAUUCUCCUGGUGUUCCAUACUAUCUUACAUUUUUCUACUAUCGACAUGAGAUAGCAUGGAGAAUUUCUGUUUUCUGUGUAGCGGCUCCCAUUGCUACUACCUUUUCCGGCGCUCUUGCCUAUGGCAUCACUAAAAACACCAAUCUUGCCAUUGCUAGCUGGAGAGUUCUGUUUCUAGUUGAAUCUUUACCUACAAUUGCGCUAGGACUCUGGGGUUACUAUGCUCUUCCAAAUAGUUCGGCAGAUAGUCGAUUUCUAACGGAACAUGAGAAAAAUAUUGCGAAGGCACGACUGGCCAGACAAAUAUCCAAAGUGGAGAUGUCCCGAUCAUUCAGAGUCAAGGACUUCUUAACUUCGCUGAUAGAUCCCAAAGUUGUCCUUCCGAUGGUGAUGUACUUUUCUAUUAAUGUGUCGUACUCGUCACUGCCAGUUUUCACUCCUGCUAUUAUUCAUGGAAUGGGAUUUACGUCUGUUAAUUCCCAAGGAUUGUCUGCAAUACCCUACAUCUACACCACCGUCAUUGUUUUACUUUCUUGCUAUCUGUCAGAUCGGUGGAGGGUUCGUGGAGCUUUCGUGACUAUUCUGUCACUCAAAGGUGCUGUAGGAUGGCUGUUGCUAGCUCUUUGCAAGACUACCGGAGUUAGAUACUUUGCACUAUUCCUAGCAUCAUCUGGGAUCUUUAGCUGUGUGCCAUUGAUGCUUACUUGGAUGUCCAAUAACCAAGGAACAGAACAGAAGAGAGGCAUUGGCUUUAUGUUUAUCAACAUAUUAGGACAGACCGGUCCACUAGUUGGCACCCGAUUAUUUCCCGCCAGCGAAGCACCAUUGUAUAUUAAAGGUUGCUGGAUCAGCUUUGGAUUUACAGUAUUUUUAUCAACCUGCUCAGUAGUCCUUGCUCUACAUCUUAUCUAUGAAAAUAGAAAACUGGAGCGGAAAUACGGCCCUGCAGAAGAUACCACCCAGGCAUCAAAUUCAGUUUCCGAGGAUGGAGAAGUCAAUCCAAACUUUAGGUAUAUCUGGUGA